AGGGAGCGAUCAGAAUCGAGAUUUGAAGUUGGGGAAAGUUAAAUGACCAGAUUAUAUUCUGAUUAUUAGAUUUAAAUCCUGUAGUGAUCGCCUAAUUGUAAUAAUUUGAAAAUUGACUGUCUGCAGAUCUGUUCUGAGUAGCAAUGGCCACCCCCACCCCGAUGCUUGAUCGUUUUACUUUGUAUUCUAUAUUUAUGAGAUUGGAUAAAGAUACGAGUGGACAAAUGAAUGCUACUGAGCUUCAAGCUGCUCUCUCAAAUGGAACUUGGAGACCAUUUAACCCAGAAACUGUUAGGCUCAUGAUUGGAAUGUUUGAUCAUGAUAACAAUGGAACAAUAAAUUUUGAAGAAUUUGUUGAACUUUGGAGAUAUAUAACUGGUUGGUUAAAUUGUUUUAAAAGCUUUGAUGCAGAUAAUUCUGGUACAAUUGAUAAAAAGGAGUUGAAAACUGCCUUUACUUCCUUUGGUUUUCGACUUUCCGAUCAGUUUUUUGAGUUAUUGAUUAAAAAAUUUGACAGAGCUAGUAACAACUCUAUUACAUUUGAUGAUUAUAUUCAAGCAUGUGUCAUGGUACAGACACUAACUGCUGCUUUUAGAGAACAUGAUAGAGAUCAGUCUGGCAUAAUUACAAUUACGUAUGAAGAUUUUCUAAUGAUGGUAGUUAAGACGAUGUUUCACCCUGCAUGAUUAUGAAAGACUUUUUCAAGCCAGACAGAUCUGAGUGAUGCUUCACACAUACGACACCCAAUAACUGAAGACAAUAAAAAUAAUGUUCAAGAAAACUCAAUUAUUCAACUUCAGCAGUAGCCUACUGCUUUUAAUUAACAUAGUUCUGUUUUAAAUGAUAAUAUGCUUGCUUUGCUAUUGGCUAACACUGUUACUAUAUUUUAAAAUUUUAUUUUUUAAGAAAAAAAAAGGCUGUGUGUUGUUGUAGUUUUUAUUGAGUUUUUCACCUGUGAGAGCUUUUAUUAACCAAGGGUGAAGAAAAAAGAAUGCUUAAAAAGUGAUUAAUUAUAAUUUUUACAUUUUAAGAAAACAAAGGAUGCCUGGUAAUUAUUCUGAUACUGCAGUUGCAUAGCAAAUGCAUAUUUUCCUCAUGUCAUUUUUGCAGUAUGAAGUCCAAAAAAUAACUAUUUUUAAUAGUUAUGUUUAUCUGUAAAUUUUGAUAAACAUCAGUGUGAUUUCAUAAUUCCAAAAAAAAAAAGUUUUGCAGCCCUAAUGUAUUAUGUUUUUGUAUUUAAUUGCAAAUGUUCUCUGAUUCAGCUCAAAAUCAAAAGCAAUUUCUCAUAGGAAUUUUUAAGAUCUUUUUUGUUGCGUGUGUGCAAGUUUUCCAAAUAUUGUUGAAAAUAGUUUUAUUUCUGAAUUUGAAUUAUUUGGUAUUGCAUUACUUAUUCAGGUGCCUUAUCUAAACAUUGAGUAAUCUACUACAUUAUGAGAUGCAUGAACGAUAACAGCUUGACAUGCGAAGCUUUUAGGGGAUUGAGACCGCAAUAGUGAACCAAUACAAAAAUUUUCAAGAUUGUCAAGUUUAAAAGAAUCAAAAAAUUUUAAUUAAAAUUUUUUUUCUUCAUGGUAAACAAUAUUGUGCCUUAGUAAUAUGAAAGAAAUAGAGGUAAUCAUAUUCAUACAGAAAAAGCAUAAGAGUUUGAAUUUUGCAUGCUAUUUUGAAGCAAAAAUUAAUAAAAAGUAUCUGUUUUGCUCAAUUCCUCACUUCUGCAAAUAACC
Molecule: messenger RNA, 1724 nt
Organism: Uloborus diversus
Lineage: Eukaryota; Metazoa; Arthropoda; Arachnida; Araneae; Uloboridae
Product: programmed cell death protein 6-like
Exons: 8
Coding region: 144-686 (180 amino acids)
Molecular function (GO): calcium ion binding
Source: RefSeq, a predicted model, not a curated record